Aplosporella prunicola CBS 121167 is the source of this 491-nucleotide messenger RNA. RefSeq lists its product as uncharacterized. Bases 95 to 367 code for a protein of 90 amino acids. Lineage: Eukaryota; Fungi; Ascomycota; Dothideomycetes; Botryosphaeriales; Aplosporellaceae. The record is from RefSeq and is a predicted model, not a curated record. The transcript has a single exon.
GCGGGGAGGGCGCUCUUGCGCUGGAUACGGGUACAUAGCGUGUGGUGCGUAAGAAGGUGGUGUGCAUACGGGGUAGGUGAGUAGGUAAGGUUGAAUGGUUCGUGGUGUGCACAUCUACACAUUCACUUUCUUUCUUUCCAUUUUUCUUUUUCCUGUUCCAAGGAUAGAAGAUACGGUACAGGAUACCCGACAGCCGGUCCCACAGCAUAGAAGCUUCGAUGGAUCAUGGAAGGAAGAUCGAACCGCCCGCCGUCGGUCAGCAGCUGCGUAUUGUAUUGUACACCGCCAGCCAGGGGUCGGCAUACCUACCUACUUACUACGUACCUACGGAUUAGCUUUGCGUCUAGCACCUCAUCGCAUCGCCUAAAACUACAGACAACGCCCGCUACUCCAUACACACACACACACACACACACACUUUCUCUCUCUCUCUCUCUGCCGAGCAAGCAAUGGCAACCGCCACCAGCAGCACGCAAGCAAGGAAGCAGCAG